AUGGAGAAGCCCAUGCUCACACUGGGGCUGCUGGCUGCCCUGGUUGUGUGUGGAACCCGGGGCCUGAACCAAGAGGAGCGACUGAUCAAGUACCUGUUUGAGGAGAAGGGCUACAACAAGGAACUCCGGCCGGUGGACCGCAAGGAGGACAGUGUGGACAUCUCUCUGGCCCUCACCCUUUCCAACCUCAUCUCCCUAAAAGAAGUAGAGGAGACCCUCACUACCAACGUGUGGAUAGAACACGGCUGGACAGACAGCCGGCUCCAGUGGGAUGCCAACGAUUUUGGGAACAUCACUGUCCUGCGCCUGCCCCCUGAUAGGGUGUGGCUCCCCGAUAUUGUCCUGGAGAACAACAACGAUGGCUCCUUCCAGAUUUCCUACUCAUGCAACGUGCUCAUCUCUGACUCGGGCUAUGUGUACUGGCUGCCACCUGCCAUCUUCCGCUCCUCCUGCCCCAUCUCCGUCACCUAUUUCCCCUUUGACUGGCAGAACUGCUCCCUCAAGUUCAGUUCACUGAAGUACACUGCCAAGGAGAUCACCCUGAACCUGAAACAGGAGAAGGAAGAUGGCCGCACCUACCCCAUCGAGUGGAUCAUCAUAGACCCUGAGGGCUUCACAGAGAACGGGGAAUGGGAGAUAGUGCACCGGCCAGCCAGGAUCAACGUGGACCCCAGUGCCUCCAUGGACAGCACCAGCUACCAGGACGUCACCUUCUACCUCAUCAUCCGCCGCAAGCCGCUCUUCUACAUCAUCAACAUCCUGGUCCCCUGUGUGCUCAUCUCCUUCAUGAUCAACCUGGUCUUCUACCUGCCUGGCGAUUGUGGCGAGAAGACGUCGGUGGCCAUUUCCGUGCUUUUGGCACAGUCCGUCUUCCUGCUGCUUAUCUCCAAGCGGCUGCCCGCCACCUCCAUGGCCAUCCCGCUCGUGGGCAAGUUCCUGCUCUUCGGUAUGGUGCUGGUUACCAUGGUCGUCAUGAUCUGCGUCAUCGUCCUCAACAUCCACUUCCGGACCCCCAGCACCCACGUGCUGUCCGAGGGCAUCAAGAAGGUCUUCCUAGAGACCCUGCCCAAGUUUCUGCGCAUGUCCCGCCCGUCAGAAGAAGGCCCCGGCCCCAGUGCUCUGAUUCGGAGGAGCAGUUCCCUGGGCUACAUCUCCAAGGCCGAGGAGUACUUCUCACUCAAGUCCCGCAGUGACCUCAUGUUUGAGAAGCAAUCUGAGCGACAUGGGCUGGCCCGGCGCCUCACCACAGCACGCCACCCCCCAGCCAGUUCUGAGCAGGCCCAGCAGGAGCUCUUCAACGAGAUGAAGCCAGCAGUGGACGGAGCAAAUUUCAUCGUCAGCCACAUGAGGGACCAGAACAAUUACAAUGAGGAGAAGGAUAACUGGAACCAGGUGGCCCGCACAGUAGACCGCCUCUGCCUGUUUGUCGUGACGCCCAUCAUGCUGGUGGGCACGGCCUGGAUCUUCCUGCAAGGCGUCUAUAACCAGCCCCCACCCCAACCUUUUCCUGGGGACCCCUUCUCCUAUGAUGAGAAGGACAGGCGCUUCAUGUAGGGUGGGCCUGAAGGGAAAGCCAGCUCCCGGCCUUGUGCUGGGGCCUGGCUGCUGCUGUGAGGCUGAGCUGAGGGUGAGGG
Jaculus jaculus (lesser Egyptian jerboa) is the source of this 1634-nucleotide messenger RNA. RefSeq names its product cholinergic receptor nicotinic delta subunit (gene Chrnd). The record is from RefSeq and is a predicted model, not a curated record. Gene Ontology annotation, biological process: regulation of membrane potential; nervous system process; monoatomic ion transmembrane transport. Gene Ontology annotation, cellular component: neuron projection; synapse; postsynaptic membrane. Lineage: Eukaryota; Metazoa; Chordata; Mammalia; Rodentia; Dipodidae. Gene Ontology annotation, molecular function: transmembrane signaling receptor activity; acetylcholine-gated monoatomic cation-selective channel activity. The transcript has 12 exons. Bases 1 to 1554 code for a protein of 517 amino acids.